GCUGCGCAUUCUAAGAUGCCGAACGCUGAUUGGCUGAAACAGACCAGGCAGAACCGGCGUACAUCCAAGGGCUCAUCCCCUUCGUGCACCCUCACAGUCGGGCUGUCAUUUCCAGUUCAGGGCUUCUACCCGUGUGACGCGCACCGCAUAGCUAUGGAGAACCGCAUUGAGGGCGAUCGGGGCGACUUGUUUGCUAGGUUCAACAAGCCCUUCAAGUCGUUCGCCACCGAUGCCAUCCACGUGGGUCAGGAGCCGGAGCUAUGGAACUCCAGGGCCGUGGUGCCGCCGAUAUCGCUCUCAACCACGUUUAAACAGAGCGAACCAGGAAAGCAUUUUGGCUACGAAUACAGCCGCAGUGGAAAUCCUACAAGAGAUUGUCUUGAGAAAGCCGUGGCAGCACUGGAUGGGGCAAAGCACAGCUUUGCCGUGGCUUCAGGGCUUGCUGCCACAGUGACCAUCACUCACAUGCUGAAGGCGGGAGAUGGAAUCAUCUGCAUGGAUGAUGUUUAUGGAGGUACCAACCGCUACUUCCAAAGAGUGGCUGCUGAAUUUGGGCUGCAGAUCACCUUAGUGGAUUGUACCAAACCAGAACUACUCGAAGCAGCUCUGAAGCCCAACACAAAAAUGGUGUGGAUUGAGACGCCAACCAACCCCACCAUGAAAGUUGUCGACAUCAGGGUUUGUUCCGAGUUGGUCCACAAUCACAACAAAGACAUUGUGGUUGUGGUAGACAACACCUUCAUGUCUGCCUACUUCCAGCGCCCUUUGGCUUUAGGGGCGGAUAUUUGCAUGUACUCAGCCACCAAAUAUAUGAAUGGUCACAGUGACGUGGUUAUGGGCCUGGUGUCAGUCACACGAGAGGAUCUGUAUGAGCGACUGAAGUUUCUACAGAAUGCUCUAGGGGGCGUGCCAUCCCCUUUUGACUGCUACCUGGUCAACCGCGGGCUGAAGACAUUGCAUCUGCGCAUGGAAUGCCACUUCAAGAACGCCAUGGCCGCAGCCAAGUUUCUCGAGGGUGAUUCAAGAGUGGAGCGUGUCAUCUACCCAGGUCUGCCUUCUCACCCACAGUAUGAUGUGGUGAAAAAACAAUGCACGGGAUGUCCGGGGAUGAUCUCCUUCUACAUUAAAGGAAAACUCCAAAAUGCCAUCAGCUUUCUCAAGAGUCUUAAGGUGUUUGCCGUGGCCGAGAGUCUUGGUGGUUAUGAAAGUUUAGCAGAGCAUCCGGCAAUUAUGACUCAUGCUUCAGUGCCCGAGAAAGAAAGGAUCAUCUUGGGCAUUAGUCAUACUUUGAUCCGGCUCUCUGUGGGACUGGAGGACAAGGCGGACAUCAUUGAAGAUCUGAAUCAGGCACUUGCUGCUGCUUUUCCUAAUAAAGACAUCAAAGUCUUUGCAAGGCCAGCAGAUGGCCCCUCGACAAGCGUCUUCCCAGAAUCCUCCUCUCAGAAUCCACUGAAGAAUUAAAAGUGUCUGGAGGGCUUGCGCUUCGAGAACAACAGCAACUGUUGAAUACCAACAUGGAGUUAAGCGCACAAACAUAAAAUGUCACUUGUUCUUCAAAAGAUGCAAAUAUUUUCUUCCUCCAUCCUGAAUGUAUCACUAACCACACACGUGCUAUGAUGCUGACUCCGCUACGAGUAAAACAAAUCUCCAUCUUUCCUGUCAAGCACCUGAUUAAAGACCGCAUGGCUUUUAAUGAAUCACAAUCAUCCCCAAAACAACUGUCUGCACAUUCAUUUUGAAAUGUGUGUGCAAGAAUGACAUAUUCUUCAGUUGACUCAGUCAUGAAUGUUACAUGGGUUUUAUGCCAUUUAAUAAAAUAUUUGCUUAUUAUAUGAAUAAUUUCUCAUUUUGCAAAAUUGGACAUAUUUGGAGUAAUAAAUCAAUAUCAAAUAAAUAAUUCACAAUGUCAAGCGCCUAAACAUUUUUGCACACAACUAUGAAGAGAAACAUUAGCUAUGCAGAUGUUGUCCUGGCUGGUCCACUUUUAUUACAAUUACCCGUAACUAUUGAAGCAGGUGGUGACAACAACAUAUUGCCAUCAAGCUAUUAUUUUUAAUGUGAAAUUACAUAUUCUUGCUUUGAAGAAGUAUUCUGUCACUUACUACUGGAAAACAUCCUGCAUCAAGAGGCUUGUUAUUUCCUUAUGCUUAAAAGGGAUAAUUGCCAGUAAGAGUCAUUGAAGGAGCAACAAUCUAUUUAAAUCAGUUUUCCGUAACGUAACAGUCUGCGUGUGACUCACUUUCUAUCAGACAUCUUCCGGGACAAACACAAGGAGACUGAAUAACUUAGCGAGGAAUUUAGGCAGAUGGUGUAUAUUGGUUUUCUCAGCAUAUUUUUGCUUCCUUUCACUUUCCAAAUACGUCAUUGUUAAGUUGAAUGAAUGACUUUGCAUACUGUAUGAGAUGUGCCAAAGAAUGAGCAAUUAAUGAUUUAAAAAAAAUAAUGAUUGUAAGUCGUUCUAGCUUCAGGUUUCUGAUGAUUUAAGGAGGCAAAUGUGAAAUGUUUAAAUGAUCAAACACAAUUCUGACAAUUUGUAGCCUGUGUAUGGAUGAUGGCGAGGAGAAAAUAAACAUGAAUAUGAUCAUGUUUCACGUUGACAUGGACUGUUCAUGUAAUAAAAUAAUUUAAGGAUA
Molecule: messenger RNA, 2633 nt
Organism: Syngnathus acus (greater pipefish)
Lineage: Eukaryota; Metazoa; Chordata; Actinopteri; Syngnathiformes; Syngnathidae
Product: cystathionine gamma-lyase-like
Exons: 13
Coding region: 16-1461 (481 amino acids)
Biological process (GO): transsulfuration
Cellular component (GO): cytoplasm
Molecular function (GO): cystathionine gamma-lyase activity; pyridoxal phosphate binding
Source: RefSeq, a predicted model, not a curated record